Xiphias gladius (swordfish) is the source of this 3112-nucleotide messenger RNA. It is a transcript of the gene nr1h4, whose product is annotated as nuclear receptor subfamily 1, group H, member 4. Gene Ontology annotation, biological process: bile acid signaling pathway; negative regulation of transcription by RNA polymerase II; cell differentiation. NCBI's taxonomy places the organism in Eukaryota, Metazoa, Chordata, Actinopteri, Istiophoriformes, Xiphiidae. The coding region runs from base 224 to 1705 and encodes 493 amino acids. The record is from RefSeq and is a predicted model, not a curated record. The transcript is spliced from 10 exons. Gene Ontology annotation, molecular function: nuclear receptor activity; zinc ion binding; RNA polymerase II cis-regulatory region sequence-specific DNA binding.
UGCUCUCACUGGAGUCCAGACACAAGCAACUAAAUGUUCAUUAGCUAAUAUUGAUGGAGCUGCAGCUCACAGUGUGGAUAUCAGAAACAAGCCCGAGGACCACUGUUACCAGGCAGGAUUUCAACAUUAACUGACCAGGAUAAGAAUUCAACCGGGGCUUACUACUGCUCUGUGGCCCAGUCCAACCUGUGUUGUCUGAAUUGGUGCCCGACAACCCUCCUGAAUGAAUGAGUGGGUGGGCCCCGACAUCAAUGUGGUGGGACCGCUGCAAAUCCCGCCCAGCGAUGAAUUCUCCAUCUCAGAGAGCUCCCACUUGUUUGAUAUUCUGGCAGAUCAUGGCAGUCCUCUCCUGCAGGAUCCCGACAUUUUACCCUUCACCGGCUAUCCCAGCAUGCAGUACCCGUCCAUGGAGCCAACCAUGUCUUCCAUGCCGUACUACUCCAGUCAGAACUACUACCCUCAGUACAAUGGAGAUGAAUGGUACUCACACGCAGGGAUAUAUGAACUGAGGAAAGGACCCCUGGAGGUCAGCUAUGACGGUGAGAUGGAGGAGACCUGUGCGGUGGUGCCUGCCGUGUGCAAGAGGACCCGGCACAUGUCGCAGGCUGGGAGGGUCAAAGGGGAGGAACUGUGUGUUGUGUGUGGAGACAAGGCCUCUGGAUACCACUAUAACGCUCUCACCUGUGAAGGCUGUAAAGGUUUCUUCAGACGGAGCAUAACAAAGAACGCUGUGUACAAAUGCAAGAGUGGCGGAAACUGUGAGAUGGACAUGUAUAUGCGCAGGAAAUGCCAGGAGUGCCGGCUAAGAAAGUGCAAAGAGAUGGGCAUGCUGGCCGAAUUGAAGCCUUCGUCACUGCUGGCAGGCCUGCUGACAGAGAUCCAGUGUAAAUCUAAAAGGCUACGGAAGAACACCAAGGCCUCCCCAGGACCAUCCACUGGACACGAGACAGAGGGGGCAGACAACACGGACAGCAAACAAGUCACCUCAACCACCAAACUGUCAAAGGAAAAAGUUCAAAUCACCAAAGAGCAGCUGGGCCUCAUGAAGGUCAUUGUAGAUGCUUAUAACACACAUCAAAUUCCUCAAGACGUGGCCAAAAAACUGCUACAAGAACAGUACAGUGAAGAGGAAAACUUCCUCCUGUUGACAGAAAUGGCAACUAGUCAAGUUCAAGUUCUGGUGGAGUUUACAAAAAAUAUUCCAGGCUUUCUGUCUCUAGAUCAUGAAGAUCAGAUCGCUCUGCUGAAGGGUUCGGCUGUGGAAGCCAUGUUUCUGCGCUCAGCCCAAGUUUUCAGCCGAAAGAUGCCCAACGGACACACAGAGGUUUUAGAGGAGAGGAUACGCAAGAGUGGUAUAUCAGAGGAAUUCAUGACACCAAUGUUCAACUUUUACAAAAGUAUCGGUGAACUCCACAUGGUCCAGGAGGAACAGGCUCUCCUCACAGCCAUAACCAUCUUGACACCAGAUCGGGCCUACGUGAAAGAUCAGAAGGCUGUCGAGAGACUUCAGGAGCCCAUGCUGGACCUGCUGAGGAAGCUGUGUGCCCUGCAGCAUCCGCAGGAGCCGCAGUACUUUGCUCGCCUCCUGGGCCGCCUGACGGAACUGAGAACACUCAACCAUUACCACGCAGAGAUGCUCACGUCCUGGAGGAUGAACGACCACAAAUUCACCCCGCUGCUCUGUGAGAUCUGGGACGUGCAGUGACACCAUGGGAGAAGGGAAGAAAGUGGUACCUUGGGGAUGAUAACAUGAACAUUUCAACUUGCAAAGACAAAGUCAUGGUCCAACUGCAGGAUGUGGAAUUAAAUCCCUGCACAAGCUGUUUGCCUCUGUGUUGCCUGACCUUGAUGGCAUUAGUCAUGUAUUGACUCGGUGAGUGGUUAAGAGUAAUAUCAGUGUUUAUUCUGCUCAUGGAUUGUUUUCAUGGCUUACACCAUCACGUCUAUUUAUUUGUGUGAUUUAGCCAACUCAGUCUUGUAGAGGCAUUUGAAAUUUUGGCAGUGUUCCAGCACAAAGAGGAAACUAUUCAAAGGUUUGGAUUAAACAGACUUCUUAAUACUGUGAACAUCAUGUAAAAUACCUGUAAGGCCCAGCGUGAUUAGUCAGGCAAGAACAAACACUGGAACCUAUUCAAAGCAAGGAUGGUGCUCUUACGAACUGUACGGUUUAGAUUACAUUCAGUAUAAUAAUGGCUUCAUUUAUUUUUUUAUUUGUAAAACUUAGUCUUCAUAGAACUUCCUACACGUACGUGCUGUAAAUAUGCCAACGUUUUAUGUUCUGGCUCAAUAAAUAACAAGAUUAAUGGGCAAAAGCUUUAAGUUAAAUGUUUAAGCUUGUUUUCAUACAUAGCACAGAGGGAACAGAUAUAUCACCUGGUACAUCUGGAAAAUCAAAAUCCCUGUCCUUUUUAAUCUUUGAGAAACUAAACUAAACCGAAAUAUGUGCAAAUUACUUAAAAAUAUUGACUAAAUAUUAAAAUGAAAAUGUCACUGUCUAAGGGUUUCCCUGUUGAAAUAUGGUCUCCCACUGCAUAAUUUUUUUUUGACUUUUUAUGCCUUAUUUAUGCCAAUAUUUAACCCUCUGCUAAUAAUUCAUUUCAGUGGGGUAUCAAAACAAACGGACCUCAGUUGAAGGACCAUAAAUGUGUUUUGCAUGUUUUUGUCAAUUUUCUAUAAUUAAAGAAUAUUUAACAUUGCUGUUGACAAUUUUAAUGUACCAUUACACCUGUGAAAUGGUUUCUUUCUUUCUUUCUUUUUUAUUAAGUAUUGUUAUACCUGGCAUACUGCAAUUAUUGAUGUAGUUGUCAUUAAUUGUAGUUGUUGCAUUAGCAAUGGUGUUACAGUAUGUGGGAUAAGCUUAAAUAGUUGUUGCAGCAACAGUAAUUUAUCCAAUUCAUCCACCCAUCCCUUUCUUGGCAUUUCAGUGCAGUCAACAUGAACUUAGCUGACACUAAGUUUACCUUGUGCUCAGUGCGACAUUUUGUAUUAUUCAGCUUCAUUCAUUCAAGUGUAUGAAUUUAUUUAGAUUAGCUGAAAUGCACACAAAACAUCCAUAGAGAUACAGGAACGGUACAUCCACAAUAUAAAAGUUACAUAUUAAAGAUAACUAUCA